AUGGCGGCCGAAGAUGGAGUGAACGAGCAGUCACAUACGUUUAUAGCCAAUGGGCAACAGCGAGCUAUUGAGAUUGCUGGCAGCCAAGCUAUCCAAGUCACACGACCAGAACAACCACUCACAAAUAUAAGCGAGCCCCUGAGUGAAGACAUCGUCAAACCUGGUCGGGGAACAAACAAAUCGGGCUCCAUACCGACGGAAACAGGCAGUGCAGCAAACUCGUGUCCCCCCAGCGAGACUAUCGCCAUCGUCCCAGAAUCAUACGAAGAACAGCACGUCCACCAGGUAUACGAACAGAUCGCCUCGCACUUCUCCUCUACACGCUACAAGCCCUGGCCCAUCGUCGAAUCAUUCCUCCAGUCUCUCCUGCCCGGCUCCAUCGGCCUCGAUAUCGGCUGCGGCAACGGCAAGUACCUGGCCGUCAACAAAGACAUCUUUAUCAUCGGCUCGGACCGCUCUUCAAACCUGGUCAAGAUCGCUACGCAGCACGAACCUCACUCGGUCGUCGUCGCAGACUCGCUGUUCUUACCGCAUCAAAAUGCCAGAUUCGAUUUCGCAAUCUGUAUAGCAGUCGUGCAUCACCUGUCCACGCCCGAGAGGCGGAGAGAAGCCGUGAAGUGUAUCCUGGAUACCCUGAAGGAGGGCGGUAAGGCGUUGGUGUACGUCUGGGCGCUGGAGCAGGGGGGUAGUCGGCGGGGGUGGGAUGUGGGACAUGAGCAGGAUGUCAUGGUUCCGUGGGUGUUGAAGAGUGGGAAAAAGAAGGCCGAGGGGGCUGAGCCCGAGCAGACGUUUCAGCGGUACUACCAUCUGUACCGGAAGGGGGAGCUGGAGGACGAUAUUGCGAGUGUGGGGGGAGAGGUGUUGGAAGCUGGGUAUGAGAAGGAUAACUGGUGGGCUAUCUGUCAGAAGGGCGUUUAG
This is a messenger RNA of Drepanopeziza brunnea f. sp. 'multigermtubi' MB_m1, 918 nucleotides long. RefSeq lists its product as uncharacterized. NCBI's taxonomy places the organism in Eukaryota, Fungi, Ascomycota, Leotiomycetes, Helotiales, Drepanopezizaceae. Gene Ontology annotation, cellular component: cytoplasm; nucleus. The record is from RefSeq and is a predicted model, not a curated record. Gene Ontology annotation, molecular function: S-adenosylmethionine-dependent methyltransferase activity; tRNA (5-carboxymethyluridine(34)-5-O)-methyltransferase activity; tRNA binding. Gene Ontology annotation, biological process: tRNA wobble uridine modification; tRNA methylation.